UAGCUUCCGGUUUUAGGCUGAAAUUGACACACAAUGAGGAGCAGGGAACAAACUCGCGAAACGCCGCUGUAAAUAAAUAGAACAAUCACUGAAGCCACGGAAUCAUGGAGAAUCAGUGCACAGUGCAGGUGAAGCUGGAGCUGGGACACCGAGCCCAGCUGAGGAAGAAGGUGACCUCGGAGGGCUUCACCCACGACUGGAUGGUGUUUGUACGAGGUCCGGAGACAGGGGACAUACAACACUUUGUAGAGAAGGUCGUCUUCCGGCUGCACGAGAGCUUCCCAAAACCCAAAAGAGUAUGUAAGGAGCCGCCAUAUAAAGUGGAGGAGUCUGGCUACGCUGGCUUCCUCAUGCCCAUCGAGGUCUACUUCAAGAACAAGGAGGAGCCCAAGAAGGUGUGCUUCAACUAUGACCUUUUCUUGAACCUGGAGGGGAACCCCCCUGUCAAUCACCUGCGCUGUGAGAAGCUCACAUUCAACAACCCGACGCGGGAGUUCAGACACAAGCUGGUGAAGGCUGGAGGGGUCAUGGUGGUGCCUGAAGGUGCUGAGGCGAUGUCCAGGCCCAGUCCAGACUAUCCCAUGCUCCCCACUAUCCCACUGUCUGCCUUCUCAGACCCCAAGAAGACCAAGACCUCCCAUGGCUCAAAGGAGCCGAAUAAAGAGGGCAGUGGAGGCAGCAGUAAAGGUCCCAAGCCUCACAAGCUGACCAAGGAGCACCGCGAAAGACCCCGCAAAGACUCUGAGAGCAAGGCGGCAUCCAAGGGCGACCGUGACGGUGGAGGAGGGGGCAGCAGCAAAAGUACCCGUGAACCCUCCUCCACCUCCACCUCUUCCAAGAAGCCAGCCGAGAUCAAAGUCAAAGAUGAAGGCAAGGUCCUUCCCAAGGCUGCCUUCAAAGAGCCCAAACUCACCCUGAAGGAGGCUAAGAUGGAGGGCACGUCUCCAAAAGGAGGGGGGGGCUGGGGGAGGGGGUGGUGGGGGAGGAGGGGGCCCCUUGAUACAAAAGCUCCUGGGAAGAGGCCUUCCACCAUGGAAUCUCCCAAACCCAGUGUGAAGAAGCAGAAGAAGGGCAGCUCAGAGGGACCGAAGGGGGCCGGCACUGUCACUGGAGCAUCUCCUCGAGUCUCCUCCUCGUCUACUGCCGCCCCUAGCUACCCAGAGAAGAAACCUCCAAAGGAGAAGGGGCGCUGGCCCAAAGGUGUCAAAGCCGACACUCAGGAGGUCAAGGAGCCCAAGAAACUGCCUGAGUCGGAUGAGUCCAACUCUGAGGAUGAAGCCUCAUCCAAAUCGGAGCAGUCAGCCCCCUCCAGUCCGUCAAACUCCAGCUCCACCUCUGACUCCAGUUCCGACUCUGACUUUGAACCUGGCCAGAAACAGGGCCAAGGCCCUCUGCGCUCUAUGGUGGAGGAUCUACAGUCAGAGGAGUCGGAUGACGAUGACAGCAGCUCAGAGGAAGGGACACCUGUUAAGACCAACCCGCCCAAUCGUGACUCUCGACUGAGCUUGGACAGUGAGAGUGACAGUAGUGAUGGCUCGCACCGCCCCAGUCGAGAUCCAGUGCCUCCACAGAAACAUAGCUCCUCAAAUAACAAGGUCCCGGGCAGGAAGAGCCCGGACAUCUGCAGCCGCCCGGAGAAGGUGCUGAAGAAGGGCUACGACAAGGCCUACACAGAGGAGCUGGUGGACCUCCACCGCAGACUGAUGGCUCUGAGGGAGCGCAACGUCCUUCAACAGAUUGUGAAUUUGAUCGAGGAGACUGGCCACUUCAAUGUGACCAACACCACCUUUGACUUUGACCUGUUCUCUCUGGACGAGUCGACUGUCCGCAAACUACAGAGCUACCUGGAGGCGACGGCCACGUGACAGGAAGCCCGCGGGGCGAGGGAGCGCCGCUGGGCCGGUGCUGGGCUGCUCUUCCUCCUCAGCUCCUGGAGCUGUGCUGGGCAGGGGGGAGGAGGAGCUGCAGUCACAGCCGCACCACAGACGGAGCUAAAUCGCAGAACAACAGAACACACCCCUUCACUAGUUGCUGGAGAAGAACAGAGCGGAGGAACAGGGUGAGGAAAGGAGAAUUGGGGGUACGGGAGCAGCUACGCCUCUGUCCCUCUAACCUGGACCCGACCGACCUGGAGGAGCUGGGCCUGGACUGGUACUGACGGGAGAUAUAUUAUAUAUGUUUCUGGUGGCAAGGAGGGGAGCAGCCUGUGUAGAACUGUGGAAUGCAACCACCCAAAUCUCCCUCCCCCUCCUGCUCCCCCACUCACUUUUAGCCCCCCCCACCCCACCCACCCACACUCCCUUAUUCUGUACAACACUCCUCCCCUCCCCCUCCUUUCAGCAGAAGAGCAUUUCUUUGGAGGCAUGUGUGUAUGCGUGUGUGGCUGUGGGUGUGGGAGAGUUUACUUGAGCAUUUCAGAGGCUUUAAGGGGGAGUGAUGUCUGUGGUCGGUGACUUUUGUGUUCUUUUAACUUGAGCACAAGCGACACGCUCACUGUGAGAGACAUUUCCCAUGUCAGGGUGUCAACACACAGAGACACAGGCUCUAGGUUGUAGGUUUGCCUGUUGCCGGUAGUGUGUUUCUGGAUGGGGCUAGGCUCUUGUCACUCGAGUUCCCCUUCACUCCCACUGUCACCCUCGGUCCCUUCCUCUGCUGGUUUUUAUCUGCUUGAAAGGGCUCAACUGCUGGGGGAAAGUGCUGUGGGGGAUCACUUCUGAAUUGCCUUUUUAGUGGUUGGUGGUGAAAAGCCGUGACAGGCAGCCAUAGUAUCGUUGAUCCGGGGGGGGGGGGGGGGGGCACGCUUUUUUACGUCAUUUUUUUACGGAUAAGCUUGUAUUUCUUUGGAAUGCGGUUCAGAUACCUGUGAGCUAUGAAUGUAUUACGCUUAAUUUUGUAGGGCUUGCAACAAACCUACUAUCCUCUUAGUGCCUUUAUGCGUUGGCCAGUUUGGGGAGAGAAUACUCUCUCUCUCCACUGACAUUGAUUAAAGAGCUAAGUCCCUCUGAAUCAGUGUUAAUUGGCGAGCCUGAAACUCCAGUUUUGUUGUAAAGAAGAUAGCUUCUUUUUUUUUUCUUUUUUUUUUUACAAUUGAAUGAAAUAAUCAUGUAAAUUGCGUGACGUUGUAGAGGAGGCCUGUUUUUUAGAAACGUACCACAACAAUCAAUUCACUGCUUCAUCUUGGUUGAUGGUAUGAGGGCUCCAAAAAACACCAACAAAUGCUGCAAUAGAUCCCAAAUAUGUUGUUUUAGAAACAUAGACAUUGUCUGUAUAUUGAUAAGGGGUCAUUUAAGUCUUCAGAUAUUGUACACAGGGCAAGAUUGGCCUUCUUAAACUUCAUUUGGAACAUUCCAUUUUCAUCAACUCCUUUCCAGCUGUUGGAACCUCCUGGUAGCCUGUUGCUGGAAUGGACCGAAGUGGCAAUGGAGUGGCAAUUAUCCGAAUACCGUUUGGGAUGAAUCUUGUCAUGUAUACAGCUUCUGAAGACAUGUUUCAAGGAAAAAAUAAUUUGGGUGUUUUGGAGCCUUUAUUUGUGUUAUUUUGGGAAACCCCCAUACUGCAAUGUGAGUGAAUUGCUGGUCAGGGUAAGUUUCUCCAAAACAAACAUAUAUUUGGUUGUUGAAAGAAAAAAAAAAGAUCAACAAAAAAAAAAUUACAAUCAAGAUUCUUGUUUAAGGGUGUAUUCUCUCUGAGCCUGUUUGACGCUCUUCGGUUUUCUAUGCUGAUUGGAGACUUCUCUCAGUGAUCUGUCUCUGCUAUUAUUUGGAAAACAAGCCUUCCAGAAAUCCUAAGACACAUCUGUGCAUCAGCAGUGGUACAUUAGGGAAAGUUCAGGCGUCAUAUCCAAACAAUUGCCUUGUUUCUUUCCAAUGUGAACGGUUGUAGAGCUGAUGUGGCACCGGAGGUGUUGUUUUCUGUGGAGACGGGACAGUGCCAGAACAUGCCUCUCUCCGUCAGUCCGUUAGCCAGCUUGGCGUACUCUCCUUACGGUGGCCCCUCCACUGUGGUUUGGCACUCUUAACACUGUCUUCUCUACUUCUAUUUCCAGGUGACCCCCACCCUUUACUUCCCUGCUCCCUGGCUUUCUGCUCCACCCUGUGAAAACGUGUAUUUAUUCUGAUGCUGAUAGCUUUAAUAGUGGUGUCCAUUCUGUUGCCCGGCUCUGCAAACUGCAAACAAACACACCUCUCCGCCCCUUAUGUUUUCCUCUGUGGUGUUGAGGACUCAGUCUGAAUGUGUGGAUCUGUUCUGGAGUGAAACAUGCGCCUUAUGUUCCUCUCAGUGUCCACUCUGUGUCCACCUCCCCUUUAUUAGUCAGGUGUGCCUAUCCCUGGCAGCGAUUUUGAAAAGAUUCACUGUGUGUCUGUGUGUCUGUGUGUCUGUGUGUCUGUGUGUCUGUGUGUCUGUGUGUCUGUGUGUCUGUGUGAGAGAGAAAAAAGAGAAUGUUGCUAUCCUCUUGUAUGUCUGAACUUUUCACUCCAAGUCCUAGUUCAUGAACUCUGCCCUUUGACCGUGCGUUCAGUCUGUCCCUUGUGUUGUGGAGUGGGGACACGGGCAUGAAUGCUGUGGGGGUGGGGGCGCUGAAGGGUUGAGUGGCAGACGGCUCUGUGCAGCUCUAGAGAGAAGCCCCACCAACCGUCUACCACCAGUCAAUCUUUUAUUUAUGUACCUCUGCACUUUUGGCUGUGGUGACUUCAGUACUUAAGUAAUUAUCUAAACUGUAUUUUUAAGAAUUUUAUACAAUAUUUACAUGCAAUACAAUAUGAAUAGAUUUUUUGCCAACCUUUUUUAAAAUUCUUAUUUAAUAAUGUUUUUUUUUUUUUUUAUUGCCAUGUUUUGUCAUUAUACAUACAGAAACAUGCCCAUCGGUUGUGUUCUUCUAGGCAAAGUGUCGCAUCAUGGAGAAGUUCCCUGAUUGUUGUAUUGUGUAUCAUAGUGGUUGCCAUUGGACACCAUGGAACAGGUGUUGGGAAUGUGUUUGAUGUAUGAGCUAACCUUGAUGAUAUCAUCCAGUAUAAGUAUAUCAUGGAGGAAAAGGUGGACUUUUCAGUGAGAAUAAGUAUUUUUAUGUGUAUGUCCUAUUCUUAUAAUUUGAGUGUUUUUAACUCAAAGUAUGAGGCAGUGUUUUAUUUGUCCAUACUCUAUGAGGUAUGGUUACAAAACCCAGGCACAAACUGUCACCCCUUCUUUGGUUCAAUAUUACUGUUUUUAGCCAAGUGUGAUCCCUUAAAGCGUAACACAAAUAACAUCAUAGGAAAGGAUUCCAUGGUGGGAGGAAGCAUUUCACUUGAAACUAUAUUUAUACAUAUAUAUGUAUAUGUUUCAUAAGCAUACCUAGACCAUACUGUGUGAAGUUUAACAGGAUGAAAGGAGAAAAAGAGACGGUGACUUCCUUCUCCAGACUCUGUUAGGAACAUGAGGUGGCAUGUGCAGAGGGCUGUUUCCUGUGUCAGUGAGUGUCAUGAUAGGUCUGUGACAGGGGACUGGGUUGGCUGUAUUUAUCAAGGGAGGGUUUGCUGGG
Esox lucius (northern pike) is the source of this 5518-nucleotide messenger RNA. RefSeq names its product MLLT1 super elongation complex subunit a (gene mllt1a). The record is from RefSeq and is a predicted model, not a curated record. Gene Ontology annotation, biological process: regulation of DNA-templated transcription. NCBI's taxonomy places the organism in Eukaryota, Metazoa, Chordata, Actinopteri, Esociformes, Esocidae. Gene Ontology annotation, cellular component: super elongation complex.